GCGAAAUGAAAGUAGACUUUUUUUUAUUAGAAGAUUUUUUUUUUAAGGCAAUCUUGACAGCGCCGCACAGAAAGUGAAAUGCAGAGAAUAAGCUGACGCAAUUUAUGAUUUGUUUGCUAUAAUAAUUAAAUCACUUUAAUAUAUAAUUUAUGGAAGCCACAGUUCCAAUAGCUCAUCUACUUGCAAACAAACAUGCAUUUGUGACUGAGUUGCCAGGUGACAAGAAUAUUAUCCUACAAAUAUUACAGAAUUAUUAAAUGGCUGAGUUGCAGACCGCAUUGUCACCAAGGGUCAGGAGGUUGAUCACAGAGGUUGGGGUUCAUAAUGAAUCAAGCCAUGUUAGAUUUUUGUCAUCAUCCAAGAUUAUAAGCUGGGAUAUUUUAAGACAGGUUUUACCAGAUGAAAGUUUAGAAGAUACAGACAGUGACGAUUAUUUUGAAAAGUGUAUUUUUGGACUUGGCUUUCUUUUUAAAGAAUGUGAACAAUGUGUUCAAGAAAUGACAAUAGAUGACCUUUUGCACCAGUACAGUGACCUUAUUUUCUGGACAGGUCAAGAGCAGGUCAUCAAAGAAUGUUUUAGGCUACUUAAGACAGACAAGUUAACAGACAAUCAUUUAGCUCUUCUACUGGUUACUUCUUGUCUAGAAAGAUCACUUGGAGAUGUGUAUUUGUUAGAGAAUAACGUUUGUCCUUCCAUGUUAAAAGACAUUCUGUCAUCAUCAACACUAAAGAAAAUCUUUGGGACAACUGUGGUUCAAGUUUUAAGAGCUGUUAUUGGUCCACCAGUUUCUUUGAAUAUAAGGAAUGUUAUUUGGCAUGGAUUUCCUACAGAACAGGAAAUUUCAAAAAGGUACAUUUGUUUUCUGUUACUAGUGUUACCAAGUCUAGAUCAGUAUUUACAAGGAGAUAUUCCUCAUAGAUCACCAGUCAUUUUUCUUCAAGACAGGCUGUAUACAGAUAUAUUACCAGAUAUAAAAGACAUGACUUCAGAGGAGAUAAAGAUGUUAUUACAAUCCAGUAGCUUCAUACCUAAAUACCACCUAACACUGUGGAUCUACUGUAUAGACUUGUUUAACACUAAAGAACCAGGCCUGGCUAUGGUUUUGAUGUUACCACUGUUAGAACAUGCCCUCAGAUGUCAGUUUUCUAUCGUAAACAACUGUCCAGGGAGGACCAUUACAGCAGAGGCAACAACAUUAUUUACUACUUUUGAUGAGAUUUUAGAUCAAUAUGUCACAGAAAAAUUAGAAAAUAAGCUUCCAUCUGAGAUUGGUGAGUCUGUUAUGGAAAUAUUAAUGGAUUUGCUAACCUAUCCAAGUGGACCAUGUGUACGAGACAAACUCAGUCAUGGGGAAGCAGAUGUCUUUACUUUCCCCAAGUCACUGUGUACUGCUGUUGUCAUAGUAACAGUUCACAUUACAUCCAGGUAUCAAUCUGCAGAUGACUGUAGUGAAAAGCCCUGGCUGAAAAGAAUUGCAUCUUGGGUAAAUCAGUAUGAGGCCUUGUUUCAUCCAGUGUCACUAGUAAAAUCAAAGAUCAAGCAAGUUGCAAAGAUUGCAGGGCAGUUUAGUAAACAUAUAGAAUAUACAUACACUUUAGAUAAGAGAACACUUUGGAAUGACAAGGAAAUCAUUGAUUCUAAUUUUCAAGAAAAUGAUUUAAUUACAAAAGAAACGACAGCUAUAAUCAAUCAGUUAUGUAAUAAAUGGAAUAUUAGAAAGACAAUGCAGGAAGUCCUGAACAGAGUAUUUUCACCAUUUGCUGAUGCUAGUGAAUUCAUUGUUGAAAUGUUAAAUAUAAAAAUACAGACUCUUUUCAGAUAUAAGGAUUCAGGUUCAGGAAAUCAAGAUGGUGAAAUGAUUAAUUUAUUAUUGAGAAUAGUAACCGAAUGUGAAACUGUGAUUACUCAAGUGUUUACAGCACUUCAGACUCGUCAGGAACAAUUAAAAAAUAAAACAUUACGCUCCCGUCAGAGAAAUAAUCUUCAAUCGCUUAUUAGAUGUUCUUUUAUAAUUCACCAGACUUUACAUUUGAUUUUAUGGUUGAUCACAUGUGACAUAGUUACAAUAGAAACAAAGAAAUUUGAAGAAAAAUCCCAUAUAAAGUGUUUAAAGAUGGUAUUGCAGUUCACAGAAAAUUUUAGGACAUACACAAACCCUGAAAACAACAAGUGGAUGGAAUGUGUGAACUUGUCUAUAAAAACUGUGGAUAGAUUAAAUCAAUUUAUAAAAUGAAAUAUAAGAAAAUUCUUUUUAUAUUGAAAUAGAGGUGAAAAAUGGGUCUGCUUGCAUUUGUAUUUUUUAUGCAAAACUACAGAGGUACUCCCUAAAGCAAAGUUGAACUACUUAGACCUUUCGGCUGCCAAGGCCCCCAUGUUGUUUAGUUUGGUGACAUACAAUCCAGAAUUAAUUGGGUUUAAUUUUAGUACUGCAUCAUAUUUUAAAAAGAGUAACACUAUGAAAUAAAAUAAAAAAUACAGUGAAUCAUUGUACAGACUGGCACACAUGUGUUUAUUUUAUUUAAUGGAUCAUUUGUACAAAAGUUGAUGUCCAGAGUCAGUUUUAUGCUUUUCUUCGACAUUUACACUUGACAAGAUACAUUAUUUUGGACAGAUGUGACAAGAUGGUGUGUGUUAGAGAAUAAACAUUUUGUUCUUGUU
Messenger RNA from Mytilus californianus (California mussel), 2659 nucleotides. Its product is annotated as endoplasmic reticulum membrane-associated RNA degradation protein-like. The transcript has 18 exons. Bases 258 to 2234 code for a protein of 658 amino acids. NCBI's taxonomy places the organism in Eukaryota, Metazoa, Mollusca, Bivalvia, Mytilida, Mytilidae. The record is from RefSeq and is a predicted model, not a curated record.